Rhipicephalus microplus (southern cattle tick) is the source of this 579-nucleotide messenger RNA. RefSeq names its product ephrin type-A receptor 3-like. Lineage: Eukaryota; Metazoa; Arthropoda; Arachnida; Ixodida; Ixodidae. The record is from RefSeq and is a predicted model, not a curated record.
AUGGAAGUCGCUCUUGUGACCAGUGAACCCAACCGCAGCCACGAGUCCCCGUGGAAGACGUUCCUGUGCGCGACCAGCGCCUUCGUCGCCUUCACCAUCGCCACCGCCGUCAUACUGUUCUACUUCAGGAAGUCGCCAGAGUACACAGAUGAAAACUUUGCCGUCAGCCCCAUAACGGUGCCUUACGAGAAGCAGCGGAUGGGCCUCCGAAUGGCCUGUGUGGAGGACGGUGACUGCCAGGACGAGGCGAACCUGGUGUGCGGCUCGGACGGCUUCGACCGCGUCUGCCUCUGCGACAGCGGCUACGUGGAAGAAGGCAGCGGCUGCUCGGAGAGCCCCGCGCAGCCCGGAGAGCCGUGCGACGGCCGCAUGCGCUGCGCCAAGCGCACCAACAUGGUGUGCGACCAGUUCCUCAAGCCACCGCGCUGCGACUGCAUGGCCGGCACGCUGUGGCAGGAGAACAAGUGCGUCGCCCUCUUUGGUACGCAUCGAUUUCGAUUGACGAGACCGUUCGGCGAAGCUCUGGCAUACAACGACAGCACCAUGCUCGAAAGUAGACUUGCACUCUGGGCACUUUAG